AUGGUAACUGGAUAUCUGUAUUCAAUACCAUCAUUAAUAUUCUUAUACGUGACUUGCAAUGUUCAAUUUCGAUAUGAAGUGUUGAACGAACUUAUGGAAAAUUUAUUAGAAGAGGGAGAAAUGGAAGAUGCUGACUUUCAAAGGAAAAUAUUUUCAAACUUGAAAUUGUGUAUUAUGGUCCACAAUCAAAAUAAAAGGCUUGCUUGUAGAAUGUUGGAUUUAACUGGUGGUUUUACCUUGUGCCUUUGUUUGCUAUCAAUAGUUUCGUUCGCUGCAUUAUCAUUUUUUGUGUUGACUAACAUCAGUCCAAAAAGCAACAUUAGAAUACUGGUAUCAUUGAUAGUAAAUAUAAUAACAUUACUCAUUUUAUGUGAAAUGUCUGACAAAUUGUAUGUUGUCUCAACAAAAUUAUUUGAAAAUGGAAUCAAUUGCCCAUGGUGGAAUUGGAAUAAGGAAAAUCGGAAAAUAUUGUUAAUCUUUUUGAUAAACGCUUCAAAGCCGAUUAGAAUAAACGGAUUUAAUAUAAUUGAUGCAAAUUAUGCAUUAAUAUUAAGGGUAACUAUUAACAUUAUUAGUGUAAAUACACUUAAAUUAUAA
Molecule: messenger RNA, 597 nt
Organism: Diabrotica virgifera virgifera (western corn rootworm)
Lineage: Eukaryota; Metazoa; Arthropoda; Insecta; Coleoptera; Chrysomelidae
Product: odorant receptor 43a-like
Exons: 4
Coding region: 1-597 (198 amino acids)
Biological process (GO): sensory perception of smell; detection of chemical stimulus involved in sensory perception of smell
Cellular component (GO): plasma membrane
Molecular function (GO): olfactory receptor activity; odorant binding
Source: RefSeq, a predicted model, not a curated record